Molecule: messenger RNA, 1296 nt
Organism: Dunckerocampus dactyliophorus (ringed pipefish)
Lineage: Eukaryota; Metazoa; Chordata; Actinopteri; Syngnathiformes; Syngnathidae
Gene: cfap300
Product: cilia and flagella associated protein 300
Exons: 7
Coding region: 69-854 (261 amino acids)
Source: RefSeq, a predicted model, not a curated record
CUUGCCUGUACACACGUCUCCACUCUUUUCGAUUGCUUUUGUUGUCAAGCUAUAAGUAAAAAGCUAACAUGUCAGGGGAUAAAAAGGAGUUUGAACAAAGUUUUACUUUUCGUCAUCUUCCCGCCAGGAAGUUCUCUUUCCUGGAAGAAAAGGAGACCGUGGAUCUGUUAAUGAAAUGGUCCAUGCUUGGGAGGCUCUCAGCACAAACGUUCAGCUUUGACCAGAAGUUCAACCUGUAUGCCGGUGAAAGGUUCGCACUGUGCUUCUUCAGAGAUGCCAAAGUGCUGUCCAGUCUGAGAAUGAUGGCAGCCUGGGAGCCUCUUAACAAACCCGUUGUGUCUGUUGAUGUGGAAGUGAUACCAUGCACAAAAGUCUCCAUGGACUUAUUUGACCCCAUUUACACUUGUGGCAUUGUGGGGACCUCUGGACGGAUCGCUGUAUGCUUCCACGAGGUCUACCCUGACUAUGACAAACUGCGGGAGAUGCUGCAGGAUGAGGACUCGCAGCACUACCACGUGGUUGGGAGAGCCGAGCGGGGGGAGUUUCUGUUUCACCUCUUUAAGCAUCUGUGCCUCGGAGGAGAGCUGAAUCAGUACGAAGACACCAUUGAGCCUUAUGUCAGCACCACCAAGAAAAUGUACAAAGAUCUCAUCAGUGUUCAAAAGGAUCCAGAAAGUAAAAAGAUCAGUGUUGUCUCCACAGUGCUCAAAGUCUACGUCUUUGAUGAAUCCGGCCAGCGUUACCCUGGGUCACAAGAGGAAGAGCAGACAUUUGCCUACAUGAUAGUGGACCCCUUCAAACGCCACGUGACUCUAUUCUGCCACUGUUUUGGUAUUGGAAACAUGUCCCUAUAACAUCGUUAUGGGGCCUUCUGAAUGCAUGAAUCACAGUAAACAAGGCAAUUAAAUUUGACAAUAUGUAAGGUAAAUGCUGUGCUUUCAGAAAUGGUCCUAAGGAUGAAUUAGUCUCAACUAUGUGUGGCAUCUCUACUAUUUUUAUGCCUAUUUUUGCCCUUUUCUCUCUCCACAAUAGCGGAAGGAGUUUGUCCAUAUUUAAAAGGUUAGACAUCCUCGCCUCGAGUUAACAUGAUAAGACUCUCCCCUUUCCUUGAAAGAGAAGGUUAGCAGAGCUGGGCAGUCUAACUCCUGACAUAUUUUAUUGUUCCUAGUUGUUAAUGCAUUUAUAUAUUGCUGUCUUUGGAAAUGUACAGCAUUGUUAUCUUGUGUUUUUCACUGUUCUUUUCAUAUGUUAUUGUCAGUAGGCCUUCAGUAAAUUGAAUCCCGUGCAAUGAAAUAA